AUGGACAGCAAUCCCUGGCUGCUCCACGCGUUUUCGGUCAUCGUUGGCCGCCUGCUUCUGAUGCAUCUUAGCCAGAUCAUCCUCACUGCCCUCAGCGCGCUCCCGCAUUGGGACCGACUCGUCUUCGAGGACUACGCACUUCUCGGCUUCUCCUGCGCCGCCUACUACGCCUCUUCGCACCUCACCCUCAGUUACGCCGCUGCGCCCGACGACCCCGACGCCGCCGACGCACUGCCCCAACUCCGUGUCGAAGAAGACCCGGCAGAGGCCGCGCAACGCGGCGCGGAGCAAGGUGACGGAGAGCAAGGUGGCGCACAGAACGCGGAGUCGGAGAACGCGGAGUCGGAAGACGAAGCAGAGGCGGAAGACGACGCGGAAGCGGAGCGUGCGAGACGAGGCGACGCGGUGCGGGAGACGGUGGGGGCGGCGCUGCCGGAGGUGGUGCACACACGGUACGCGGGCGUGCGCGAGAGCCGGAUGCGUUUCGAGGACGCGUUUCCGCACGCGAGUCGAGCCUUCUUCUCUGUCGCGACUUGGGACUGUGUGUAUUGCGGCGUGGUAAGCGUGACGUUGCUGGCGGCGGCGGUGGCCUGGGUGGUGCCGCAGGCUUCGGGGUACGUGGCGGCGGCGCUUGGGCGGCGUUGGGGUCUGCCGUCGGUGCUGCCGUUGGUACUUUUCGAGUCGAACCCGAGUGCGUCAGAGUACGGUGCGGACCUGUCGCUGGGUUUCUGGUUGUUACGGCACGCGCGGGCGAGUUACGCGUGCGUGUUCCAGGGCGGUGCGUGUUCUGCACACAGCGCGCUUACGGCGGUCACGGCGGUCACGGUGCCGUUUUUGGCGAACCGCGUAGUACGCGCGAAGGUGAACAUUCCCGCAGCGCGGGCGACGAGGCUGUUUGCGCGGUUGCUGCGUACGCCGAUGGCGCAUGCUCUGUGUGCGGCGCCGGUACCGCUGACGGCUCGGCCGCGCGCGGACUCGAGUUCUGGAGCGUUGGUUGUGCGACUAUGCGUCUGGGUGCGGCGGACGUUCCGAAGUUUGCCCGUGCCGCCGGGUUGGGAGGCAUCGGAGGUGGCAGUGCGUGUGUGGCCGGAUUUGCGUAAGAUUUAUCUGUCGGCUGAGGGUGUGUGUGGGAUCGAGUGUACGGGUGGCAUUCGGUUGGUGCUGCACGCGAUUGACGUGAAGGACUUUACCGUCGCUGGCGUCUUUGUAGCUCGUUUCCCCAAUGGCCUUGACGUGCAGUUCCAGGUCUGGAUGCCGAAGGCCUGCAUCCCGAGUCGCUACGACAGCGGCUACGUCCGCUUCGCCGCUUCGCGGAUCUUCACGCUCUUCCAGGCGCCGGACCACGGUGCGCCUCAGGUCGCGCGCGGCUUCUAUCUCACUGAUCAAGACGGCACCUUCACCUUCCGAUACGCCGUCGCUCGUGCGCCAGCGCAAAAGGACGCGCCGCGAGAAAAAAAGGGCGCCUGGCUCGCGGCGCGGUGGCACGCGCUACUGCGCUGGCUGCGUUGGCGCCAGUUCGUGGCGCUCUACGCCGCAGCGGGCACACUGUUGGUGGCGACUGCGGUGGUCCCGGCCGUCUUUUGCAUGGUGGGACUCUUGUGCUUCGGCCGCUGGAUGCUCACCGGUAGUGCGCGGGCCGCCUUCACACUGGUCCCGACGGGCAUCGGUUUUGCGCACGUGGCGGGCAGCGGCGGGCCGCCGCCGUGGCUUCUAGCUACGGCCGAGCGGAGCGAUCUGACGUGCGUGUGCGUUGCACAACUAUGCGUCGCGAUGCUCGCCAGCCUCGCGACUACCUUGAACCAACGCCCGUUCUGCUCCACCCUCCGCAAGACCGUCUGUUCCUGGGCGGCGAAACUCUAUCUCUUCGGACUCAACUCCGUCUUGGUCGGCUACGUCGUCGACCGACAACUACUCAACACUGCACACUUUACCCCACUCAAGUGGCUCGUCAUUGGGUACCUCCCGCUCAGACUUUGGUGGUUUGCUCUCCGAGUCCUCACCUUCUAUUGCCCCCCUUAA
Molecule: messenger RNA, 2019 nt
Organism: Gregarina niphandrodes
Lineage: Eukaryota; Apicomplexa; Conoidasida; Eugregarinorida; Gregarinidae
Product: putative transmembrane protein
Exons: 1
Coding region: 1-2019 (672 amino acids)
Source: RefSeq, a predicted model, not a curated record